Malassezia sympodialis ATCC 42132 is the source of this 1035-nucleotide messenger RNA. RefSeq lists its product as uncharacterized. The transcript is spliced from 3 exons. Gene Ontology annotation, molecular function: hydroxypyruvate reductase [NAD(P)H] activity; NAD binding; glyoxylate reductase (NADPH) activity. The record is from RefSeq and is a predicted model, not a curated record. Gene Ontology annotation, cellular component: cytosol. The coding region runs from base 1 to 1035 and encodes 344 amino acids. Lineage: Eukaryota; Fungi; Basidiomycota; Malasseziomycetes; Malasseziales; Malasseziaceae.
AUGGAUGAAAUUCAGCUGGCCAAGACGGAUCUUGAGCGUCUGUCGGCGCAUGCGGACAUUCUGCAGCGUAACGAGACGCGCACGCGUGGUGAGCUAAUGACGGCCUUCCAGCCGGGGGGACGCUACAGCAGCGUAAGCGGCAUUUACAGGCACUUUGGUGGUACGCGAUCCAUCAAAGUCUCUGGUCGGUUUGACGAGGAGCUCGUACAGUCGCUGCCGCUGAGCCUGCGGUUUGUGGUGCACAAUGGGGCGGGCUAUGACCAGCUGGACAUUCCGUCACUGUCGAAGCGCGGGAUCCAGGUGGCGAAUGUACCGACGGUUGUCAACGAGGCCACAGCCGAUACGGCAUUGUUCCUGCUUAUCGGCGCUCUGCGUCAGUUUCCCCGCGCGAUGGGCGACUUGCAGAAAGGCGUCUUUCACCAGCAGUUCUCGUUUGCACAGGCGAGUGAUCCUGAGGGCCUUACGCUCGGUAUUGUGGGCGCUGGCGGCAUUGGCCGCACGCUCGCCCGCAAGGCUGCGCAUGCACUGGGUAUGCACGUUGUGUACCACAAUCGGCACCGGCUAAGCGAGGAGCUGGAGACGCAGGGGAUGCCAGAGGGUAAGAAGAUGGAGUAUGCGCUCUCGCUCGAUUCACUGCUGGGACAAAGUGACGUCGUGAGCAUCCACUGCCCUCUCACGCCAGAGACGAAGGGUCUGAUCAGUGGCCCGCAGUUUGCGCGUAUGCAGUCGCACGCAGUUCUUAUCAACACGGCGCGUGGGCCCAUCGUGGAUGAAGAGGCGCUUGUGCAUGCCCUGGACCAUGACGUGAUCGCGGGCGCAGGCCUCGAUGUGUAUGCUAACGAGCCCCACAUACACCCCGGCCUCGUGCGUCUAUCGACAAGCAAGGCCUUGUUGCUCCCGCAUGUUGGCACUCUCAGUCUACAGACGCAGACGGACAUGGAGGCGGUGUGUCUGCGGAACCUGGAGCAUGGACUCAGUACCGGGCGCCUGCUAUUCACUGUCAAGGAGCAAGAAGGUCUCGAUCUGCAUGCCUAG